UCUUUCCCAUUGCGUUCCUCCUACACACACUCUUCAGCUCGUCUCUCUCCCUAGAUCAUCAUCAUCAUCAUCACAAAGAUCAGUUCGCAGUUCGCACUAGCUAGGCAGACGCACCAUAUGUCCUGCUUCGCCAUGCGCAGCUCGUCGUCGUCCAGGGUCAGGGGCGGCAGGCAGCAGCCGUGGCGGUGGUUGCGCAGGUGCGCCGGCCUCGCCGCCGCCGCGCACGCCAGGCUCCGCCGCACCGUCGUACGCGUCCGGUGGUCAGGCCCUGGUCGGCUUGGCGGCCACCGUCACCAUCGCUCACCGGCCCCGCCCCUGCCGUCCGUGCAGCGCGGACACCACCGGAGCUUCGCGCCGGUCUACGUCGACGAGCUCUACAGCCAGCCCAAGGGCCUCAGCGUCGUGCGCGAGGAGGUGCCCCAGGUCAGCACCAGCAAGCUCGCACGUGACACCGACCGUACCGCCGGCGUCGUCAGCAAGGCACCCGUGCAUGGCGCCGGCGCCGCGGCCGCUACCACUACUGGUGGUGGCAGCAAGGCGCGUGCUGGGGGUAGGAGCGCCGGCGUGAGGGGUUUGUUGCUGAGCCCGGGCAGGGGAGGUUGUGGGAUGGGGGAGGUGGAUGUGAGGGCGGAGAUGUUCAUCAGGAAGUUCAGGGAGGAGAUGAGGCUUCAGAGCCAGAGGUCGGCCGAGGAAUUCCAGGCCAUGCUUGCAAGAGGCCUAUGACAUCCAUGAUCCAUCCAUCAGAAAAAUAAUUGAUCUUCUCAUGGAUGUAGUUAAUUUACCAUGAGAGGAUGCCUAGAUUAGCUUUAGUUUGGUUUGGUUUGCGGUUUGUAAAAGAGUUGAUAGGGCCCUAGAAGCAUAUUUCGUCAGUUGGCGUGGCACUCAGUUUGGAGCUUGGUUCUCGUGUUGUGUAUAUAGGAAUAUAGGAUUGUUGCAUUCGUUGAUCUUUACA
Messenger RNA from Lolium rigidum, 952 nucleotides. RefSeq lists its product as uncharacterized. The coding region runs from base 118 to 723 and encodes 201 amino acids. The transcript has a single exon. The record is from RefSeq and is a predicted model, not a curated record. Lineage: Eukaryota; Viridiplantae; Streptophyta; Magnoliopsida; Poales; Poaceae.